CCAAAACCUCCCAGCUCACUUCAAACACUUUUCACACCACGAUUUUAUCAACUACUCAACUGUGCAGCCAUGAUUCUCCCCGGCCGCACCGUCCUUUUCCAAAAGAUCCUCCGCAGCGUCCGCUCCCCGUCCAUCCAAGUGCAACCCUGCGGCAUCGAUCUAACACUCAAAUCUGUACUUACCUGGUCCUCUGCUGGCGCACUAGACUUCUCGAACACCCGUCGGAAGAUGGCGGAAACGGAAACGCUGCCUUUCCUCGAUUCGGUCGAGGGGGUCAAGUCACCAUUCCCCUUAAUUCGCCCUUCAUCUCAAGCUCAUGAUCCCCCAAACUCAGGGUCCAUAUAUCUCCCUCUCGGUUCUUACUUGGUAGAGUUCAAUGAAACAGUUGACGUACCGUUGGAUCUUAUGGGCCAAAUAUUCGUUCGCAGCAGCUUGUUCCGGUCUGGUGCUUUAGUGCAUGCAGGUGUGAUGGAUAGUGGGUAUCGUGGCGCUGUUGGCGCGCUGCUUCAGGUUGCGAAUCCACAUGGUUUACGACUUUGGAAAGAUGCGAGGCUUGCGCAAAUUGUGUUCCACCACAUGACAGAAAAGACCGAGGGAUAUAAGGGCGUUUAUCAGGGACGAGAGGUGAUGUGAUGGUUCUGCAGUAUUUUAUUUUAUCCAAUGGGCGAAACAGCUGUGUUAGUACCUGCAAAAAUUCCAAACCUUUGGCCUUACUUUGAAUUUCACAGUUCAUUCUAAGAUAAUAAUAUAUUAAGC
Molecule: messenger RNA, 756 nt
Organism: Hyaloscypha bicolor E
Lineage: Eukaryota; Fungi; Ascomycota; Leotiomycetes; Helotiales; Hyaloscyphaceae
Product: deoxyuridine 5'-triphosphate nucleotidohydrolase
Exons: 2
Coding region: 70-633 (187 amino acids)
Source: RefSeq, a predicted model, not a curated record